GGAGCCACAGCCCUUAGAGAUAAACAAGGUUUCCUUGCAGGGAUUACAGAUUUGGGAAAUCACCUGCCAAAAUGACAGACAGAAGCCCCUUUGAGACAGACAUGCUCACCCUAACUCGCUUUGUGAUGGAAAAGGGUCGGCAGGCCAAAGGUACAGGGGAGAUGACCCAGCUGCUCAACUCCAUGCUGACAGCAAUCAAGGCCAUCUCCUCGGCUGUGCGGAAGGCGGGCCUGGCCAACCUGUACGGAAUCGCAGGAAGUGUGAACGUGACUGGAGAUGAGGUGAAGAAACUGGAUGUGUUAUCCAAUUCCCUGGUCAUCAAUAUGCUCCAGUCUUCCUACAGCACCUGCGUCUUGGUCUCGGAAGAGAAUAAAGAGGCUAUCAUCACAGACAAGGAUAAGAGGGGGAAAUAUGUGGUCUGCUUUGAUCCACUGGAUGGAUCUUCCAACAUUGAUUGCCUUGCCUCCAUUGGAACCAUAUUUGCUAUCUACAGAAAGACCACAGAGGAUGAGCCUUCAGAGAAGGAUGCCUUGCAGCCUGGACGCAAUAUUGUGGCUGCUGGCUAUGCACUCUAUGGGAGUGCAACCCUGGUGGCUCUUUCCACAGGGCAAGGAGUGGACCUUUUCAUGCUUGACCCGGCUCUUGGUGAAUUUGUCCUGGUGGAAAAAGACAUCAAGAUAAAGAAGAAAGGAAAGAUUUACAGUCUCAACGAGGGAUAUGCCAAAUAUUUUGACUCUGCCACCACUGAAUAUGUGCAGCAAAAGAAAUUUCCUGAGGUGAGUGAGGAAAUACAGCUCAGACUCCUGUAUGAGUGCAACCCAGUGGCCUACAUCAUUGAGCAGGCUGGAGGCUUAGCGACCACAGGCACACAGCCAGUGCUGGAUGUGAAGCCGGAGGCCAUUCAUCAGCGAGUCCCUCUCAUCCUGGGAUCUCCAGACGACGUGCAGGAGUAUCUCAACUGUGUACAGAAAAGCCAGGCAGGCAGUUAGUGGGUGUGACACCCUCCCACCCCCACCGACUCUCUUUUCUGUCUUGAACCUUGCCCCAAAGAUGCUACAUAAAUGAUAAAUGGAGAGGGUGGUGAUGGAGAACCCCAAAAGCAAAUCCCUUAGUCAUAUCCCUAAGCAACCACAAACCUGCCAGCGACAGGCCCAGAUGCCAGAGGUCAAGGUCAAGGGCUAAAAAUAAAA
This is a messenger RNA of Echinops telfairi (small Madagascar hedgehog), 1190 nucleotides long. Its product is annotated as fructose-1,6-bisphosphatase isozyme 2. The transcript has 7 exons. Gene Ontology annotation, biological process: fructose 6-phosphate metabolic process; fructose 1,6-bisphosphate metabolic process; fructose metabolic process. Gene Ontology annotation, cellular component: cytosol; cytoplasm. NCBI's taxonomy places the organism in Eukaryota, Metazoa, Chordata, Mammalia, Afrosoricida, Tenrecidae. The record is from RefSeq and is a predicted model, not a curated record. Bases 72 to 989 code for a protein of 305 amino acids. Gene Ontology annotation, molecular function: fructose 1,6-bisphosphate 1-phosphatase activity.